Molecule: messenger RNA, 3503 nt
Organism: Drosophila yakuba
Lineage: Eukaryota; Metazoa; Arthropoda; Insecta; Diptera; Drosophilidae
Gene: eater
Product: fibrillin-2
Exons: 4
Coding region: 44-3460 (1138 amino acids)
Source: RefSeq, a predicted model, not a curated record
AUUUUGAAAGGCAUCAGCAUCGGUUGAAUUUUACAAAGCGACCAUGUGGAUUUGUAAAAUAGUUAUAUAUUCCCUACUCUUCGGACUCGUUGCGGCUCAGAUCUGUGAGGUUAAGAGUAGAAGGCGUUUUAAUAACAUUACCACGAUUGUCAAAAAUAAAGUUUGCUGUAAGGGAUAUAGGAAAGUAAUUAGCGCUGCACUCAGAUGCGUUCCACAAUGCAAAGUGCGAGACUGCGGAAGUGGUUCCUGCACGAAACCAAAUGUCUGUUCCUGCCGGAAAGGAUAUGUCAACUUUAAUAACGAUCCAUCUAACAGAUGUAUUCCCUUUUGCAAGGGCUGCAGUCGAGGAACCUGUCAAUCUCCUAACCGCUGUGUCUGUUCCGACCGCCACCUGUUGGACAAAAAGACAAACAACUGCGUGCCCCAGUGUGACAGUGGUUGUCCAAAUGGAACUUGCAUAACGCCGAACAAUUGUAGGUGCAACCAAGGAUACAAGCUGAAUGCAACCACCCAGGUGUGUAUGCCAACAUGCAAGGAUAACUGCAUGGCAGCCAACGGCUUCUGUGCGGCUCCCAAUCGAUGCGAGUGCAAUCCAGGUUUCAUUGCCAAGCCGAAUUCCAAAUCAUUUGGAUGUCAGCCGGUCUGCAAAAAUGGCUGCAGCAACGGGGUUUGCCGGGCUCCCGACAAAUGUGAGUGUAACAAAUUCUACAGAAUGCACAUCGAUGGCAACUGCGUGCCAAUCUGCGAAGACGGAUGCGUUAAUGGAAACUGCACGGCACCGGACGUAUGUCAAUGUCUGCCGGGGUAUACGAAAAUCGGGCAAAAUGUUUGCCUGGCCGUUUGUCCCGGUGGCUGCAAGAACGGAGAUUGCGUGGCUCCCAAUGAGUGCUCAUGCAACGCUGGAUACACAAAGCGGGAAGGUGUCUGCACUCCAGAUUGCAAGGAUAGAUGUGAGAACGGAUUCUGUGCUUCUCCUGAAAGGUGUUCCUGCAAUGAGGGGUAUGAAAUGAAUAGUGAAAGCAAGUGUGUACCAGUUUGCUCAGGUGGAUGCAAGAACGGAUUCUGCGAUGCUCCAGAAAAGUGUUCUUGUAAUGAAGGAUACAGCAAGAGCACAGAUAAUAGUUGUUCACCAUUCUGCUCAAAAGAAUGUGAGAACGGAUUCUGUUCUGCUCCAGAACAGUGUUCCUGUAAUAAAGGAUACAGGAUGGAAACGAAUAACAGUUGUUCACCAAUCUGCUCAAAAGAAUGUGAGAACGGAUUCUGUUCUGCUCCAGAAGAGUGUUCCUGUAACAAAGGAUACAGGAUGGAAACGAAUAACAGUUGUUCACCGAUCUGCUCUAAAGAAUGUGAGAACGGAUUUUGCGCUGCUCCAGAACAGUGUUCCUGUAACAAAGGAUACAAGAUGGAAACGAAUAACAGUUGUUCACCAAUCUGCUCAAAAGAAUGUGAGAACGGAUUCUGCGCUGCUCCAGAAGAGUGUUCCUGUAACAAAGGAUACAAGAUGGAAACGAAUAACAGUUGUUCACCAAUCUGCUCAAAAGAAUGUGAGAACGGAUUCUGUUCUGCUCCAGAAGAGUGUUCCUGUAACAAAGGAUACAGGAUGGAAACGAAUAACAGUUGUUCACCAAUCUGCUCAAAAGAAUGUGAGAACGGAUUCUGCGCUGCUCCAGAAGAGUGUUCCUGUAACAAAGGAUACAGGAUGGAAACGAAUAACAGUUGUUCACCGAUCUGCUCUAAAGAAUGUGAGAACGGAUUCUGCGCUGCUCCAGAAGAGUGUUCCUGUAACAAAGGAUACAGGAUGGAAACGAAUAACAGUUGUUCACCAAUCUGCUCAAAAGAAUGUGAGAACGGAUUCUGCGCUGCUCCAGAACAGUGUUCCUGUAAUAAAGGAUACAGGAUGGAAACAGAUAAUAGUUGUACACCAAUCUGCUCACAAGAAUGUGAGAACGGAUUCUGCGCUGCUCCAGAACAGUGUUCCUGUAAUAAAGGAUACAGGAUGGAAACAGAUAAUAGUUGUACACCAAUCUGCUCACAAGAAUGUGAGAACGGAUUCUGUUCUGCUCCAGAAGAGUGUUCCUGUAACAAAGGAUACAGGAUGGAAACGAAUAACAGUUGUUCACCGAUCUGCUCUAAAGAAUGUGAGAACGGAUUCUGCGCUGCUCCAGAAGAGUGUUCCUGUAACAAAGGAUACAGGAUGGAAACGAAUAAAAGUUGUUCACCAAUCUGCUCAAUAGAAUGUGGGAACGGAUACUGUUCUGCCCCAGAAACGUGUUCUUGUAAUAAAGGAUACAGGAUCGACACGAAUAACAGUUGUUCACCAAUCUGCUCAAAAGGAUGUGAGAACGGAUUCUGCGUUGCUCCAGAACAGUGUUCCUGUAAUGAGGGGUAUGAAAUGGACAGUGAAAACAAGUGUGUACCAGUUUGCUCAGGUGGUUGCAAGAACGGAGACUGUGUUGCCCCAGAAACGUGUUCUUGUAACGAAGGAUACAGCAAGAACACAGAUAAUAGUUGUGUACCAAUCUGUUCAAAAGGAUGUGAGAACGGAUUCUGCGCUGCUCCAGAACAGUGUUCCUGUAACAAAGGAUACAGGAUGGAAACGAAUAACAGUUGUUCACCGAUCUGCUUUAAAGAAUGUGAGAACGGAUUCUGCGCUGCUCCAGAAGAGUGUUCCUGUAACAAAGGAUACAGGAUGGAAACGAAUAACAGUUGUUCACCAAUCUGCUCAAAAGAAUGUGAGAACGGAUUCUGCGCUGCUCCAGAACAGUGUUCCUGUAAUGAAGGAUACAGGAUGGAAACGAAUAACAGUUGUUCACCAAUCUGCUCAACAGAAUGUGAGAACGGAUUCUGUGUUGCCCCAGAGGAGUGUUCUUGCUAUGAAGGAUACAGCAAGGAAACUGAAAAUAGUUGUGCACCUAUUUGUAAGGAUGGGUGUGACAACGGGCAUUGCGUAUCUCCAAAUGUUUGCAAGUGUAAUGUCGGAUUUUUAUACCUGGCAGAAUAUAGAAGUUGUGGACUUGAGAAAAAUGUACUCAGCGUUGUAGAUUGUGAUCAGACCUGCCAAAAUGGAACCUGCAUUGAAGGAACAUGUACUUGUGGUGAAUAUUAUAAACUGCUUGAAGACAGCAACGGGCAAUUUUGUCUUCCGAUUUGCGAGCCCGAGUGCAUCAAUGGAUUCUGUGAAUCUCCGGGAUCUUGUGUUUGCUGGGAUGGGGAGAGUCCGAAAGAUGGAUAUUCUUGCCAAUCUGUGGAUUCAUUUGGUUCAUUAACACGCCAGGAAAAGAAUUUAAGACAAUUGAAGUGGUCAUUUAUAACGAUUGCUGGCAUGGCUUUGAUGUUGGCUAUAAUAACCGCAGUGGUGAUGAUGUAUAUCUUUAAAAAACGCUCUUAUCACGUGGACAAGAACGAGAGGGAGUUCGGUGUAUAUUUUUCUCCCAAAAAGGUUGAUAUUAUUAGAGCAUAAGCUUCAACGGCACGCCAUUAAUAAAAUAAAGAAUAUAUGUCUA